Penicillium arizonense is the source of this 930-nucleotide messenger RNA. RefSeq names its product ankyrin repeat domain-containing protein. NCBI's taxonomy places the organism in Eukaryota, Fungi, Ascomycota, Eurotiomycetes, Eurotiales, Aspergillaceae. Bases 1 to 930 code for a protein of 309 amino acids. The record is from RefSeq and is a predicted model, not a curated record. Gene Ontology annotation, molecular function: protein binding. The transcript is spliced from 3 exons.
AUGUCUCUUCUCUCUCUUCCGCCGGAAAUGAUUUUGCUCAUUUCAAGCCAUUUGAACUCGCCAAAAGACCUUCUCAGCUUCCUCCGAACGAGCCAAAAGUUCUACCAUCUCUUGAUCAAUGAGGUCUACCAACAUAUAUACGCUCGGAUGGUGGAUCGGCCCUUUUAUGCUCUUCUGGAAGCAGUUUCUACCAAGCAUACCAGUGUUGUACAAGCGCUUCUAGAGAAUGGGGCUUUGCCAGAUGUGGCCGAUGCCCGAUCUAGAAGACCCUUGGUUUUGGCGACAAAUGGUCGUAGCGACGUGGCGAUCACCAAGUUGCUCCUAGAGCACGGCCGCCAUAGCCAAUUCCGUUGCGAAUCCAAAGUGGUAUUGCUUUUGAAGCAUGGGGCUGAUACACACAUCUUGGACCGCCGAACUGGGAUGACCCUCGUGCACAUCGCGGCUUCUAAGAACGCUACCCUCGGAAUUAUCAACAUCCUCAUAGGCUCCGGUGUUCAAUUGGAGUCUCAAGACAAUAUGGGCAGAACGCCACUUCAAGUAGCAGCUGAUCAUUCAUGCACCCGCGCUGUGCGCCUGCUAUUAAGCCUUGGCGCCAAUCCGAACUUCAAAAACAAUAAUCAGUACUGGAAAGGUUGGAGUGCACUUUUCUACGCUGCAACAAAUCCAAGCAUUCCCGGGAAUGGCAGAAAAAGCAUCAUUCGAACACUAUUUCUUCAUGAGGCCAAGCUCGAUGCUAAAAAUCACGCUCAGAAGACGCCUCUACUCCAUGCCAUCUCUCAGAGCGCCAUUCAACAGGCGCAAGCUCUUGUUAAAUGUGGUUCCAGUAUUAUUGCUACAGAUGCCAAUGGAGAAACGGUCCUCCAUUUGGCUGCUUCGUCAUCGAGCUGCUGUCCCAGUAUGAUGGACUGGCUUGUGGAGUACAGAUGUUGA